Molecule: messenger RNA, 1203 nt
Organism: Rattus norvegicus (Norway rat)
Lineage: Eukaryota; Metazoa; Chordata; Mammalia; Rodentia; Muridae
Source: RefSeq, a predicted model, not a curated record
GUUGCACAUCUCUUCCAAUUGGAGGCGCUAGACGACCUUGAAGGUGGGUUCACUAUCUUCGCAGCUUUGUGUGAAAGCCAGUUCAGCUCCUGAACCCACAACUGUUCAACAGCCUUUUGGUGCCUAACCUGUUUCAGAAGACAGAAUCUGGACGACUAGGAUAUUUUCUUUCGGCACUCAUAUGACAGAGGCAACAGCACUGUGUGUGGUUUAAGCAGGUGAGCUCUUCAAACCCAGGACAUGGGAAAGUAUGAAGCCUGAACACAGAACGAUAGCCACAAGACAGUGGACAAGGAGUGCCUUGGCCUACCACACUAGGUCUUCAGCCAAGAAGAAGAGGAUUUCUCUGAGGAGGAUGAGCACACCAUCCUUCCAGAAGCAGAGGAGGAGGAGUCCUUCUUCCCAGGCCCUGGGGACAAUUGUGGGCUGCAGAUUUUCUCAUGGAUGGAAGAAAUGUGAUGACCCCGUCACCCAAUGGAAGGCCAUCAUUCUAGAUCAACUGCCAACCAGUCCCUCCCUCUAUCUGGUCAAGUAUGAUGGAAUUGAUUGCGUCUAUGGACUGGCACUUCACAGUGAUGAGAGGAUAUUAAAACAUAAGAUCUUGACUCACAAAGUAGUGUUUCCUCAAGUGAAAGAAGCCCAUCUCGCAAGUGCCAUGGUUGGCCGAGCUUUGGAGCAUAAAUUUGAGGGAAAACAUAGCUCUAGAGACAACUGGAGAGUGGUGGUCCUAGCCCAGGUGCCGAUCAUGAAGGACUGGUUUUACAUCACCUAUGAGAAAGAUCCCGUCCUAUACAUCUACCAGAUCCUGGAUGAUUACACAGAAGGUAACAUCCAUAUCAUUCCAGAGAUUACUCCAGUAGAGGUGAAGUCAGAUGUUGACAGCGACAUCUUAACAGGACAAUGUGUGCAGUUCAUCAGAAGUGACGGGUCCAAAAAGAUCAGCAAAGUCGUUUACCAAGUUCUAGCAAAGCCUUCCGUGUACUUCAUCAAGUUUGAUUGUGAUGUCCACAUCUAUGUCUAUAAUCUGAUGGAAAAGAUCGUAAAGGUGAAAUUCACAAAGUGUGGGGGACAUGGAUGGGGAAUUUAUAGGGUUGGGGGAAAUGUUUGUUUUUCUGUGUUUCAGAUACACAAGGGCCUUUGACAACCCCAGUAUCUUUUCCUGUGGAAUUUGUUUUUGCUCUAAAAUUAAAAUGUGCGAUGUGA